Lytechinus variegatus (green sea urchin) is the source of this 4641-nucleotide messenger RNA. RefSeq names its product beta-mannosidase-like (gene manba). Gene Ontology annotation, biological process: glycoprotein catabolic process. NCBI's taxonomy places the organism in Eukaryota, Metazoa, Echinodermata, Echinoidea, Temnopleuroida, Toxopneustidae. The record is from RefSeq and is a predicted model, not a curated record. Bases 136 to 2796 code for a protein of 886 amino acids. The transcript is spliced from 17 exons. Gene Ontology annotation, molecular function: beta-mannosidase activity.
CAUGAUUAUUACCAAUACAUGGACCUGUCAUGAUUUGACUUCCAGAAACGAGUGCGGCUGGCAAGCCAUCAAUAUAUUUGGGAAUUAACUUGUUAUCAAUUCUCUCAGCUAUCACAUGGUAAGAGGAGAAGAAGGAUGCUUUUCUUUAUUUUAAUUGUUCUUGCCAGUUGGCUGCAGACAAAUGGAGAAUUGACCUUUGACCUCAAUGGGCAGUGGAAGCUGACCAAUUCAAAUGGCAGUAUUUCCAUUCCUGGUCAGGUUCCAGGAAGCGUUCACACUGCCCUCAUUUCAUCGGGUAUCCUGACUGAUCCAUACUAUCGAUUCAAUGAUGAUCUCUAUAAAUGGGUAGGUAGGGAGAACUGGACCUACACUCACAGCUUUACUGUUCCAAGUGAAUUGGUGAAGAAACGCAAUGUGAAGCUUGUGAGUAAAGGCCUUGAUACAAUAGCAAACGUCACUCUCAAUGGCAUUUCGGUUGGUUCAUCAACAAACAUGUUUGUACGUCAUGUGUGGGAUGUAACAUCUAUAUUGAAGGCUGGAGAGAAUAUCAUCCAAGUUGCGUUUGAGUCACCGGUCACCUACGCCGCUACCAGGUCCAGCUCAUACCCCUACGACGUACCCCCGGAUUGCCCGCCUCCAGUACAACAUGGUUUCUGUCAUCCAAACUUCAUCAGGAAAGAACAAAGUUCCUUCUCUUGGGAUUGGGGGCCGGGCUUUGCCCCCAUCGGCAUCUGGAAAGACAUUUAUUUGGAAGCAUUUGAUGAUCCAAUCCUCAGAGAUGUGACUGCCAUUUCAUAUGAAUCGGAAAAUUCUGUCUCCGAACUGCCAAAUCCAGGAUGGCUGAAUAUCACCAUAUACUUUGAUCUUGGGAACCUUCCCUCCAACGAGAGCGUUAAUGCCACAGUGCUGGUGUGGUUUCCUACCAUGAAUUAUACAAAGACAUUUGACAUUGAGAUUGAUGUUGACCAUGACCAGAUCAGCAAGCAAGUCUUUGUCCCAAAGGCAGAAUUAUGGUACCCUCAUGGGUAUGGCUCCCAGCCUCUCUAUCCUCUCAAUGUCACCUUGAAGAUUUCAAGGUCAGGUGAGACCAGCUCAAGGUCAAUGAAGGUCGGAUUUAGGAAGGUGGAGCUUGUGCAAGAAAAGAUUGCUAAUAGUACAGGAUUGUCCUUUUACUUCAAAAUCAACAACAUUCCCAUCUUCAUCAAGGGUUCUAACUGGAUACCAGCAGAUGCAUUCCAGGAACGAAUCACCCAUGGCAACCUGACCGGCCUCCUCCAGUCGGCCAUUGACGCUAACAUCCAUGCCCUGAGAGUCUGGGGUGGGGGCGUCUACGAGCGAGAUGAGUUUUACGAGCUCUGUGAUGAGCUAGGGAUUAUGGUGUGGCAAGAUUUUAUGUUUGCCUGUGCCAUGUAUCCAGUAGAUGAAGAGUUCUGUUCAUCAGUUGCUGAAGAAGUCCACUAUCAGGUCCGCAGAUUGAGCAGUCACCCAUCUAUCAUCGCAUGGAGUGCAAAUAAUGAAAAUGAGAAAGCAUUGAGACAAGACUGGUAUGAUACCAGCAGGAAUUUCACCAGGUAUGAGAACGACUACAUAGCCCUCUACAUUGGGGUGAUACGAGAGAUAGUCCUCUCGCAAGCAACUGGUCUACCUUUUAUGAGUUCCAGUCCCUCUAAUGGCCUACUGACUGAGAUGCAGGGCUGGGUGGCCAAGGACCCAUCUUCUGUGUAUUAUGGUGAUGUCCACUACUACAACUAUAGUGCAGAUUGUUGGGAUGUAUCGAGCUAUCCUAAACCACGGUUCGCCUCAGAGUAUGGAGUCCAGUCCUGGCCGUCGUUCAGGACACUCAGUCCUGUUUCCAUAGCAACUGACUGGUCCUACUCCAGCUCAUUCAGUGUCCACAGACAGCACCAUAUGUUUGGUCAGGCCCAGAUGUUGGCUCAGAUCCAGAGACAUUUCAACCUCCCAUCAUCAAAAGAUCAUCUCGUUUACUUCAAGGAUUUGCUCUACUUAACACAGGUAUCCCAAGCCUUGUGCAUCAAGUUUGAGACAGAGCACUACAGACGGCUUCAGAGCAUCUUGGUCGAUGGUCAAGGUCACUGUAUGGGGGCGCUCUACUGGCAGCUAAAUGAUAUCUGGCAGGCUCCCUCAUGGUCAUCAAUAGAAUAUGGAGGCCAGUGGAAGAUGCUUCAUUACUAUGCGAAGGAUUUCUUCUCUCCCAUCCUUGCCUCGGGCAUGGUACAAGAUGAAGAGCUGUAUGGCUACUCUGUCACAGAAACAGACAACCUUGUCGAUGCUAGAUUCGUCACAUCCGUCUGGUCUUGGACGGAUCUGAAACCAAAGUAUCAAGUUACCAAUCAGUUUUCUCAGACUGCAUUAUCAUCCAAGAUGGUCCUCAGAACACCUCUCGAUGACCUCCUCCAGAAAGCAGCGUGUGGUUCAAAACCUGUUCGCUCUUGCUUUGUAACCAUGGCGAUAUACCAUAGCAACACCACCCAACUCUCACCAAUCAAUCCUCUCUUUCUGUCAUCCUUCAGUGAUGUAAUGGGACUAAAGAAACCAGUUAUGAGAAUUUCUUCUGUCAGCAAAGCUUCAACAGAUGAGUUCCUCAUUACCAUCAAAACCAGUAGCAUUGCUCCAUUCACUUGGCUGGACAGUGGUGAUCGUAGAGGGCGCUUCUCACAAAAUGGCUUCCUAAUGAUGAUGCCCUCGAUAUCGGUGACUUUUUUUGCAUGGGAGUCAAUGUCUACCGAAGAACUUGCCAACUCACUCACAGUUUCAUCUUUAAUGGAUUUGUAUUGAAGAAUGAUUUUGGAUUGAAACUGGUUUUAAACUUUUGACAGUCUUGUCACACAUUGCAUUGUGGGAGUUUUUAGAGAUAAACAAAGCCUGUUACAAUUCGCAAUUCAUGCCUUGCAGUGCAAUUUUUUACUUUUUCUUUAGUAAAAUCCACUUUGUGCAAUCUGUAUUUCUGUCGUGUGCAGACAACUUGAGAUCAUAAAAGCAAAGAUAUCAUCCUUACACAGAGGGAUUGCCUGGUAGAUUUCGCUUUUUUCACAUCCCUCCCGUCGUCAAUAAUGCUAUGAAUAGCAGAUUCAUAAAGGUCUCGGAAUUUUCCACGAGGAAUGCAAAGUUUAUGGGCAGCAUUAUCCAAACUCUCGCAGAAGUUUCUCGCGUGUAGUCGUUCUCGCCAUUGUGGAUGAAGAAAGUGACUUAUAUGCAUUACCUUCGUCUUUCCCACGUAUUUCUUAUUGGUCCGAUUUAUUUCUUCUCAUACAUAUGUAAUUAUGCAUGAGAAUUUUUCGUACAAAAAACUGGCAAAAUUUCAAAGUCAAUAUAAAAAAACAACAUCCAAAGCAAGACUCGAGUGUAUAGACGGCUGCUAAUGCAGCCACAAUGUGUAGUCUUUGCCAAAUCAGACGUAUCUCUUGCAUUCAGCAUAACAGCAAAGACAAUUAUUACUGCAGCCUCCGCCUAGGUUAUAGGCUAUCUUUAUCCUGAUCAGUGGAUGUAUGGGUUGGAAAUGAUUAUCACUAUGUUUUAAGAGUAAUGAAUUCAACCUUCAGAAUUCAACUCUUUAAAGAGACCUAUUUGUUUUCAAACUAAAGUUUUUACACUACUUAAAAUGAUGGUAUUGUUAAUAGUGUGUGAAUUAAAAUCUGAAUUAAAAAGAUUUCAAGUAUCCUAGCAUUAAUAAGUUUACAUGUACAGAUGUCUAGGCUCUAAUCCCUCAAAUAUUGUUGGGAUGAAUUUUGUAGCAUUUUGAUAGAAGAUGAUGAUACUAUAUUGUGUAAUCACAGUACUCUUUCAUCAAAUGUAAUCGUAUGUUUAUUGUUAUGCAAGUAUUGUUUAUUGUUGUCCACUCCUAGUCAAAUGCUUCCAACCAAUAUUUGGCAACUAUUUUGUUUAGUCAUUAAUCUGUGGAUCAAGUAUUAUUGCUUGAGAGGGGAAGCCCCUAGAAUUCCUUUUCUAGUAUUUGUUUUAGUCUGCUUUCAUGAGUACAAACAGAAGAGAACCUUUGAUAAGGCAUUAUUUACCAUCAUUUUAUCAUAAAUUUUGAUACAAUUCUAGAAUUAUUCGUUAAUGUUUAUUUGCUUCAUCGUGGAAAUUUUAAUUUGACCCCUUCAGCGUGUGCUGCUGGUCAACACAUGUGAAUGUAUAUACUAAUAUAUAAAUCAAUGACGAAGCAAGACUAAUUUUUGUGUAUUUCACUAUUUCAGAUCUUUUUCUUAAUCUCUUUUUUUUCAUACAUGUGUAUAAAAUGAGCUUCCUUGUUACAAAAUUGAUUACAGCAAUGGUGUUAGCAGUCUAAUUUUUACACUAUUGAAACUUAAAAUGCGAAUUAUUGUAAUUUCAUAUGAUAAACCCAAAAAAGGUAUUGAGGAAAGCCAUCUGCUUGCUCAUUACAUAUUCAUGAUGGCAUGCAUAGAAAUAAAAACCUUGAAUAACUUUGUAAUUACUUGUCUAUCAUAAUGAAAUGCUUAUAUUUCCAUUGGAAAAUUUCUUUUUUUAAAUUCAGAUUCAGAUUUGAAUAAUCUUAAAUUGUAUGUUUUUAAACAGUACUAAGUUGACUGAUGUGACUUAAUAAAUCGAUAUGCAGAUUGAUAGCAUUGUGUGUUUUACCAUACUGAAUUUAAGUAAACAUUA